Molecule: messenger RNA, 883 nt
Organism: Asterias rubens (European starfish)
Lineage: Eukaryota; Metazoa; Echinodermata; Asteroidea; Forcipulatida; Asteriidae
Exons: 6
Coding region: 119-724 (201 amino acids)
Source: RefSeq, a predicted model, not a curated record
CUGUUGCUUUAUAAGUUGCCAGGCAGGAGGAGCAAAAGUUAACUGCAACUUCUGAACAAAAUAAAUCAACCAUCUUGUGGUUCCUUUCCUCGUCUGCUAAUCCUCUUGCAAGAGGUUGAUGAUGUUGUCGUUGUACAUUACACCGGUGCUGCUGUACAUCUGUGCCAACAAACUUGUUGGAUGUCUGCCGGAAGAACAUGGGGCAGAGGGAAUGAGAAAACGCGAGACCCAGCUUUAUCAUGAAGAGAUUCCAAGAUGUGUCAUCAACAACGAAGGUGGCCUUCCAGUCAAGAUAAGCACAGAAUGUCGGCAGGUGUUACACCAAGCUCUGUUUCCGGACGAACCAAGCUCGCUGAACGACGAGAAUGGAGUCCGAAAGAUAACCUCAGAGGAGGGGUUGUACUGGCUGUGGGGAAUUCUGGGUGAAGACUGCGACGUUCUUGAAGAGCUCCUAUCUACCAUGGCUGUCCUCAUUGCGGAAAAUCAGACAGAUGAGCCCCAAAGCUGGAAGGAAAUUCAGGAUAUUGCGACAAAUUUAGACGCAGUUAAUUUGAGAGAGGCGAGGUUCCAAUCCAAGAGAAAGAGGGACAGACAGACACAAACAACGGUGGACUCUUUCCCUAAAUCAGGGCAAGAUAUUUUCAACCAGCACUUGACAGCAACUGAACUGGCCAGACUAAACAACAACCUACCAACUAACCCACCUCCCGGUCGGGCCAAGUAAACACAACAAGUGACCGCCUUUAUGUACAUUGAGAGCAAGAUAUACAUUCCGGACGACGAAAAACUACUUACUUUCUGAUUGAAUCGACGAAGUUUAUAGCUUUAAAAUAAAGUUUAAGUUUGAACAAAGAAAGGUUGACUGGAACGGGACUUGAAUCAA